UUGCAUUAGCCGUUCAGCACUCUAGAAAUUUCAAAAAUCCAAUAUGAAAUCUUGAUUGGUUUAUCUUGUUGACGUGGCCAAUCCAUCAACGGUCCUAAUCCGCCCCACCUUAUCUUGCUCAGCAUCUAAAAAUAUCAUAAAAAACAUCCGCAAUUCUUCUUUCAAUGUCUCAUUUCAUCGUCCUAAAUUAAAUUAAAAUUUUUAAAUCAACUUAUAUAACUUAGUUGAAGAAAUAAAUGGCGCUACAAGCAGCUUCUUUGGUACCUUCUUCAGUCUCAUUUCAUAAAGAGGGGAAAUGCAUUGGUUUUAAAGAGACAUCCUUUUUUGGGGUUUCAUUUUCUGAUCAUUUGAAGGCUGAAUUUCAUGCUCCAUCUUUGAGAAUCAAGCAGGAAUCCAGAAAUGGGAUGAUUAAAGCUCAAGCAGUAACGGAAUCACCAUCAAUCAACCAAGCAACCCCCGAAGGUAAGAAGACAUUAAGAAAAGGAAAUGUGGUUAUUACAGGAGCCUCAUCUGGGCUAGGCUUAGCCACCGCCAAGGCCCUCUCAAUGAUGGGAAAUUGGAACGUAACCAUGGCUUGUAGAGAUUUCCUUAAAGCAGAGAAGGCAGCUAAGAGAGUAGGUAUGGCCAAAGGGACCUACUCUGUCAUGCACCUAGACCUUGCUUCCCUCGAAAGCGUUCGACAAUUUGUGGAUAACUUCCGCCGUUCUGGUAAACCACUCGAUGUUUUGGUUUGCAAUGCAGCUGUGUAUUUGCCUACUGAUAAAGACCCAACUUUUACUGCUGACGGCUUUGAGCUAAGUGUUGGGACCAACCACCUUGGGCAUUUUCUUCUAUCAAGGUUGCUCCUCGAUGACUUAAAACAGUCGGACUACCCAUUAAAACGCCUUAUCAUUGUCGGCUCUAUCACAGGUAACUCAAACACGGUCGCUGGGAAUGUCCCCCCAAAGGCCAACCUCGGAGAUCUGAGGGGACUUGCCGGAGGGCUGAAUGGAGUAAACACCUCAUCAAUGAUUGACGGAGGUGAGUUUGAUGGUGCAAAGGCCUACAAAGACAGCAAAGUCUGUAACAUGCUCAGUAUGCUAGAGUUCCACAAGCGGUUCCACGAAGAAACUGGAAUUACCUUUUCAUCUCUCUAUCCUGGAUGUAUAGCUGAGACUGGUCUGUUCAGGAAUCAUGUUGCGUUGUUUAGAACUCUUUUCCCACCCUUCCAAAAAUACAUUACAAAAGGUUAUGUUUCUGAAGAAGAGGCUGGAAAACGGCUUGCACAGGUGGUCAGUGAUCCGAGCUUAACGAAAUCAGGGGUUUACUGGAGCUGGAACAACAAUUCUAAAUCAUUUGAAAAUGAGCUAUCAAAGGAAGCUAGCGAUGAAGAGAAAGCAAAGAAAUUGUGGGAGGUCAGCGAAAAGCUUGUUGGAUUGGCUUAGGAAAUUUUCAUAUGUUACGAAUGUCAGCAGCCAAGUAUCCAACAGUAAUGAUCUCAGUCGAUAGGUUAUGUAGUUCAAAGAUAAUGUAGAAAUAAAGGAAGCAGUUCAGUGUAUGAAAUCAGGGGUAAAAAAAAGUCAUUUUAAGCUUCAAUUGAUGAUCUUAUUCUGGUUGGUUUUAUA
Messenger RNA from Spinacia oleracea (spinach), 1604 nucleotides. RefSeq names its product protochlorophyllide reductase. The record is from RefSeq and is a predicted model, not a curated record. Gene Ontology annotation, molecular function: protochlorophyllide reductase activity. The transcript is spliced from 5 exons. Bases 237 to 1424 code for a protein of 395 amino acids. NCBI's taxonomy places the organism in Eukaryota, Viridiplantae, Streptophyta, Magnoliopsida, Caryophyllales, Amaranthaceae.